CUUUUGUCUGAUUCAUGGUCAUGCUUAAGAACGCUGCAUAGAAGGUUGCUUGUUUGCAACAAUGGGGUCGAGGCAGCUUAUUGUGUUUGGUUUUGUGCUCGCAUGUGUCAGCCUUAGUGAUGCUCGGUUCCUUGGUUGGAAAAAGCCAACCUACUGGGGGAUCGAGGCGCAGAAGCCUGCAGAGGUGGAAGCCGAGCCAGCAGCAGGACCUGAGAGGCAGUACUCCAUGAAGUCUGCUCACCAAGGUAGCAUGGUCCAGGCAAAGCAGAUCCAUCCAGAAGUUGAACCACUGUCCUGGAGUUUUCCAAAAGAUCCAGUAGAUCCAGUGAAAAAGCCUCCAGGCAAGUUUGAACCAUGGCAGCCGGUGACAACCAACCGUGUUGCUGUGAGAUGUGGGGAAAGUAGGAUCCAGGUGGAAGUGAGGCAGGACCUGCUGGGCCUCAAGCUGAUAAAGCCAGAGGAAAUCACACUUGGUGGUUGUUCAGCCACUGAGAUCGACAACUUGUCUCAUGUCCUGAUCUUUGAAUAUGAGCUGCACGGCUGUGGCAGCAAACUUGUGAUGACAGAGAAUUCCUUCAUUUAUGCCUUCACACUGCUCUACAACCCCAAAGUAUCCAGUAGGAGUCCCAUCAUAAGGAGCCAGAGUGCUGUCAUUGGAGUAGAGUGCCACUACCCAAGGUGAAUUGAAAUUUGGAUCAGCCUGCAAAGACCUACUUUGAUUUACUGUGGAAGGGUGAAGAAACAAACAGCUUUGUGCAAUAGUGAACAAUAAAAGUUUUGACAUCUCAA
Larimichthys crocea (large yellow croaker) is the source of this 789-nucleotide messenger RNA. RefSeq names its product zona pellucida sperm-binding protein 3. Gene Ontology annotation, molecular function: acrosin binding. NCBI's taxonomy places the organism in Eukaryota, Metazoa, Chordata, Actinopteri, Sciaenidae. The transcript has 2 exons. Gene Ontology annotation, cellular component: extracellular matrix. The record is from RefSeq and is a predicted model, not a curated record. Bases 62 to 682 code for a protein of 206 amino acids. Gene Ontology annotation, biological process: egg coat formation; binding of sperm to zona pellucida; positive regulation of acrosome reaction.